AUGUAUUCAAAAGCAGGAGAAAUCGUUCAAGAAGUAUUCAGUUCUCUUCGUACUGUGCUUUCGCUUAAUGGUGAAAAACUUGAAGAAAAACGAUACGAAAGCAAAUUAAAGGCAGCUAGUUGGAGUAGUAUACGUAAGGGUGCCGUUUCUGGUCUUGUUACUGGAUGGAUCCAUCUGAUAGUUAUUACAUUAGGACGAAAUAUUAUUAAUGUUGGGUAUGUUAGUCCGCUCUUUCAAUCAUUGGAAGAAGCUCGAGGUGCUUCAACACCUAUAUUCCGAUUGAUCGAUGAGGAAGAAAAGAUAAGUAUGAAUGAACCACAAAUAUUACAAGAUUCUAUUGCUUGUGAAGGACCUAUUAACAUGAAUGGUGAUAUUCAAUUUGAUAAUAUUAACUUUGCCUAUCCAACACGAUCAGAUGCCUUAGUCCUAAGGAAUCUGACUUUGAUGGCUCGUGCCGGUGAGACAAUAGCUUUAGUUGGUUCAAAUGGUUCUGGUAAGAGCACAUGCAUUUCACUUCUACUUCGUUUUUAUGAACCCUUAUCUGGUCGCAUUACAAUUAAUAAUCGAUCCAUAACUGAUUUCAAUCUCAAACAAUUUCGACAAAAGAUUGGUGUAGUGAGUCAAGAACCUAUUCUCUUUGCUACAAGUAUCUAUGAAAAUAUUCGCUUUGGUAAGCAGAAUGCAACAAAAACCGAGAUUGAAGAAGCUGCACGUCUAGCCAAUGCACACGAUUUUAUUAUGCAACUGUCUAAUAAAUAUGAUACAAUUGUUGGUGAAAGUGGUGUUCAAUUGAGUGGUGGUGAAAAACAACGUGUGGCUUUGGCUCGUGCCCUUGUCAAGCAACCAGUCUUGCUUUUAUUGGACGAAGCUACAAGUGCCCUUGAUAAUGCGAAUGAACAGAUCGUUCAAGAAGCCCUCGAUCGAGCUUGUAAAGGUCGAACGACUAUAGUAAUUGCUCAUCGUUUGACAACAAUUCAAAAUGCGCAUCGGAUUUAUGUGUUGCAUAAUGGAUGUGUCAUUGAACAAGGUACACAUGAGACAUUGAUGUCAAAAGAAGGAAGUCGAUAUCGUGACAUGAUGAAAGCUCAACAAAGAGAAAAUGUAGGAAUUGGUACCAAUCAAACAACAAGCCACACACAAGUAGAAGAUGAUGAUCAAAAUCAAAUAUCUGAACGAUCUCGUCAUUGUAGUCAUAAAGAACUUGACGAUAGGAAUCAAACAUUUGGAGCAUAUACUUAUGAAGAACGACGUGGUCAAAUUAUCAAAUAUUCCCUUCUCUUCUUGUUGAUGGGCAUUGUUGUUUUGGUUAUUCGUUUUAUUCAGUAUACUGUUUUUGCUAUUUCUGGUUCAAAAUUAACUGAGCGUAUUUGUACUAAAGCUUUCGCACACUAUCUACGUCAAGAAGUGGCUUUUUUUGAUCUUCUUGAAAAUAUCUCUGGAGCGAUUGCUAAUCGCCUCUCGUCUGAUGCAUUGGCUAUUCAACAGAUGUAUCUUGAUGGUGUGAACAUUCGAAAUCUUAAUAUCCAAUGGCUUCGCUCGUGUCUCGGUCUUGUUAAUCAAGAGCCUGUUCUAUUUAAUAUGACUAUUGCUGAGAACAUAGCAUAUGGUAGAGAAAACACUUCGAUUGAAGAUAUUAUUAAUGCAGCUAUUAAAGCCAACAUUCAUCAUUUCAUUCAGCAGUUACCUGAAGGCUAUAAAACUAAAGUAGGUAUGAAAGGUUGUCAGUUGUCAUGUGGUGAGAAACAACGUAUUGCUCUUGCUCGAACUUUUAUUCGUCAACCUAAAAUUUUGCUAUUAGAUGAAGCAACAAGUGCUAUGGACUCCUACAAUGAACAGAUCAUUCAAGACGCUCUUGAAAAAGCGGACACGGAUGAUCCAACUCGAACUACACUCAUUAUUUCUCAUCGUUUAUCAACCAUUCGGCCAUGUGAUAUGAUCUGCAUUCUUGACAAAGGAUAUAUCGUAGAAGGUGGUACUCAUGAAGACUUAAUGAAACGACGUGGAGUCUACUAUGAAAUGAUUGUUCGUGAUUGUACUUCAUAA
Rotaria sp. Silwood1 is the source of this 2043-nucleotide messenger RNA. The record is from the annotation of a GenBank genome assembly. Lineage: Eukaryota; Metazoa; Rotifera; Eurotatoria; Philodinida; Philodinidae.